Falco peregrinus (peregrine falcon) is the source of this 1796-nucleotide messenger RNA. It is a transcript of the gene CTU2, whose product is annotated as cytosolic thiouridylase subunit 2. Gene Ontology annotation, biological process: tRNA wobble position uridine thiolation. Gene Ontology annotation, molecular function: sulfurtransferase activity; tRNA binding. Gene Ontology annotation, cellular component: cytosol. The record is from RefSeq and is a predicted model, not a curated record. Lineage: Eukaryota; Metazoa; Chordata; Aves; Falconiformes; Falconidae.
AGCGGAGCGGGACGGGACGGGACCGGCAUGUGCGAGGCGGCGGGGGACGAUGCGGGGUGCGGGGCGGACACGGCAUCGGCACGGCGCCGCCGCGUACCGGGACACAGCUACCCGCGGCCCUGCGUGAAGUGCGGGCUGGGCUCGGCCGCCCUCGUCAUCCGCGUCGGGGAUGCCUUCUGCCGCGGCUGCUUCCGUGAGUACUUUGUGCACAAGUUCCGUGCAAUGCUGGGCAAGAACCGCGUCAUCUUCCCGGGAGAGAAGGUGCUGCUGGCGCUGUCAGGGGGGGCGGCCUCCAGUGCCAUGCUCCGUCAGGUCCAGGAGGGGCUCAGCCGGGAGACGGCCAAGAGGCUCCGCUUCGUCCCCGGCAUCAUCUACGUUGAUGAGGGAGCGGUGCGUGGGCAGAGUGUGGCGCAGCGGGAGCAGAGCCUGGCCCGCAUGGAGACCCUGCUGCAGGCGACCGGCUUCCCCUACCACCUGGUCCACCUGGAGCAGGCGCUGGAGCUGCCUCCAUCCAUCUUGCAGCCGGGGCCAGAGGGGUCCAGCAAGCCCAGCACCUCCUACAAGGAGGCUGUGGAGGGCUUCAUCCAGCAGCAGAGGCAGGAGGGGGACGGGGACAGCCUCAGCACUCAGGACAUGCCAGGGGGGUCCCCACCCUCCCCCCGCCUGCCUGCUGCUGCCCGCACCCAGGAGCUGCUGCAGCUCUUUGAGGCUGUGGAGACGUCGACAGCAAGAGAGGAGCUGCUGCAGAUGCUGCGGAUCCAUCUCAUCCUGCAGACGGCCCGGACCAGGGGCUAUGCCAAGGUGAUGACAGGCGAGAGCUGUACCCGUGUGGCCAUCAAACUCCUCACUAACCUGGCGCUGGGUCGUGGUGCCUUCCUUGCUGUUGACACGGGCUUCAUGGACAACCGCCAUGGUGACGUGAUGGUGGUGCGACCCAUGCGGGAGUACAUGGCCAAGGAGAUCGCCUUCUACAACCACUUCUUCGAUGUCCCCACCGUCAUCAUGCCACCCCUCUCCACCAAGCGCCGGGAGAAGCCCAGCAUCCACCGCGUGAUUGAGCGCUUCCUCCUGGGGCUGCAGGAGGAUUUCCCCUCCACCAUCAGCACCGUCUAUCGGACGGGUGAGAAGCUGAGCCCAGCUCCAGCCAAGGCGAGCAGCGAGUCCCAGCGCUGCCUGCUGUGCCUGUGUGCCCUGGACAUCGCUGGGGAGGAAGAGUUGGCCCUGGAGCCCACACUGAUCAUAGAAGAGCCAGAGCCAGUGGAGAACGGGUGCUGCCAGGACACCCCAGCAGCGGGGGCUGAGAGCAGAGCUGCCUUCAUCCCGCUGCUGUGCUACGGCUGCCGCCUCACCUUCAAGGAACUGGGCCCUCUCGCCACACUGCCACCCUACGUGCGUGCCGAGGCCCAGCGCAGGAUCCACAGAGCGGAGAUGAAGCAGCAGAGCCAGGAGGUCCCACUGGAGGAUGAGGAACCCAGCAAGAGCUGAAGGGGCUGGGGACAGUGGGGGAUGCAGACCCCCAUCCCCCUGGGGCGCUGGUGGGGCAGGGUGCCACCCCCUCCAGGGAUGCUCCAUACAAUAGUGGGGAACCAGAGCCCCUGGGCAGCCCUAGCACCCAGGCAGCUGCUUUUACACCACAUUUGCUGGUAGCACCAGGGCAGCAGGUCCCCUGUCCCACCCUGCACUCCCCCACCCCCUCCCCUGCCCCAGCCGUGCGUCAGCCGGGGAGGCCUCAGCUUUGUUUUAUUAGAUAUCUGUAUAAAUAAACCAUUUGAAUUAAUAAAAAAACCAAAACCAAA